Molecule: messenger RNA, 2843 nt
Organism: Vombatus ursinus (common wombat)
Lineage: Eukaryota; Metazoa; Chordata; Mammalia; Diprotodontia; Vombatidae
Product: coiled-coil domain-containing protein 57-like
Exons: 15
Coding region: 11-2344 (777 amino acids)
Source: RefSeq, a predicted model, not a curated record
AGCUGAUGAUAUGAGUAACGUAGUCUUGACCCAUGAGCUCAAGGUAAAGUUGUUGGCCAAAGAACUUGAGGCUCUUAAAGUGGCUGGUAUUAAAGCAGCAGAAUCCCUCCUGGUAGCAGAAACAACUAAUUUGGAGCUGGAAAAAGAGGUGAAGCGCAAGGACUUGGAAAUUAAGGAUCUGACAGCUGUGAAAAAUGCCCGGAUAAAAGACUUAGAGGAUAAACUCCAGUCUGUACAGCUAAUCAGGAAAAAAGAAGAAGAAAUAUUUAAGAGGAAACAUGAAGAGCUGGAUCGCUUUGCCAGAGAAAAAGAUGCUGUGCUAACUGCAGUGAAGGAGGCCAAUGUAGAACAUGUACAGAAACUGGAGGCCAAGGUUCUUGAACACCAAGCCAGUCAUGAUACUCUUGAGAUGGAACUGAGAAGGGCUGAGUGGAGACAGGUUGAUGCCUUAAAAGAGAAGGAUAUUGUCAUUGCCAAGCUUCAAGAGGACGUAGCAGCAAUGAAAUCUGCCUGGGAUGCUCAGAUUGCACAAAUAUCAAAGGAAACGAUUUCCAGAGACCUUCAGAUCCACACGCUACAAGAAGAGGAGGUGAAGCUCAAGGCGCAACUGGCCAGAUUCCAACAGGACAUUGGAAGGUACAAACAGCAGUUAACUUUAGCAAUGGAACGAGAACAGAUCCUAGAACGUGAUAAAGUACAGGUGGAACUAGAUUGGCAAUGUCGUUGUGAAAAUGCUGAAAGGAACCAGUAUGAGAAAUCAGAGGACUUGAUACAGGGUUUAACAACAGCCAGAAACCAGGUUGCUGCCCAGCUUCAAGAGACAGAGCAGAAGUUAUGUGAAAUGAAAACAGUAUUGAAGGCUACAAUCUUUGAAAGAGAUCAAGCAAUUCACACUCUCAGUUUGCAUGGUUUACUUCCUGAAAAGGAGAAAAAGGUGCUCCUAACAGAUCACAGAAUAAAUGGAAGUAAAAAUUUUCCAUCCAGUGAGAUUCAGAAGCUGCAGGAACAAAAUACAAACUUGCGUACUGCAAUUGCGCAUAUGAGGAGGGAAAUGGAGGCUCUAAAUGAUCGAGUCCCCUAUUUUACCAGCACUGGAAAGAAGAUCCCAAAUGCAAUACCUUGUGAUCCAGAGGCUACAUCAGACACAUUAAUUUCUGGUUCCUUGCAGGCUGAUAAAGUUUCCAUUGGGAUGGCUUUGAAGAAGCUACAAACCAAAGCAGUUCUCUUGGAUUCCAUGGUAACACAGCUCAAACAAAAGGUGCAACAGAAACCAUUGGACAUUGAUGAGUUCCAGGGCCAGCUUUCCAGUCACUUAGAUCAAGUCCAUUUAGAAAUUUCAGGGCUACAAGAACAGGUAACUCAGCUCAAGAUGCAUUUCGGUACAGCCAAGAAAGAGGCAGGGAAGACUUCUAACAAGAAUCAACAGCAAAUCCCUGAGUCUUUGACACUUGGAAAAGAGAGUCUGAUGACCAAAAAGCCUCUAGAAGGAGCCGCAGAUCGAAAGGAUCAGUUUGACCAAAUAGGGGCUGGGGAUCAGGCCCAGCCUCUUGGGGCCUUCUCCAUGCAACUGCUGCAGAAGAAACUGAAGGAAGCAGCAAGAAAAAUCUCCAGCCUAAGCCAAGAGAAGCAGCAGCUCAUUGAAAUGGGGAACAGACUUCGUGCUGAACUGGGCCAUUCCAUGAAAUUCUCACAGCAUCCAUUUCAAAGUGUUUCUGGGGCCCUAUAUUCAAAAACACUAACCAGAGAUACUGGGCAUCAUCUCUUAGCUUUGGAGCAGCUUCAAGGCAAGCACACAACCCAGGAACUACAGUAUGCCCAGCAAGACUAUUUCUCUAGAUUCUCUGAAAAUGCCCCAGAAACUUUAACUGGAAAUGAUGCUCCAAGCAACUUUGAGGAAGAACCUAAUUUGCCUCCUGCUCAGAUCCAACUUAAUACUCCCAUGAGGAUUAGUAAAGUGGCUCAGGAGAAAGAAAACAGAUCUCCAAUGCCAACUGAGACCCAAGAGCUGCAUGAGGAAAAUAGGCACCAUACCCGAAGAUCAUCAUCUCAGGCUGGCAGCUCCCUCCAGGAUAUAUGGCAGAUGUUAGAUCUGGGAUCUAGUCCUUCUGGCUUCACCUCUCAAGAUGACUCCAUUCCAGUGGAGCUUCUAGCACCCAGAGCAGCUGACAGCCUCCAAGAACUGAACCAGGAUACAGUAGGGACUCCCAGAGCUUUUACCAUUGAAGGAAUGAAGUUGGAGGUCCAGCCAAGACCAAAAUCCACCAAGUCCUCUAAGCCCCAUCCUGCAAAACCAAAAAUUACUCAGAAAUCAUCAAAAAUCAGGAAUUAUAACGUGAAAGACUAACCUAAAUAUGACAGUGCCCAGCUCUUCUCUUCUCCAAUGACAGGAUCUACUGGAAUUUGUGGACAGCUCUAUUGUUGGUGUGAUUGGGAUAGAGGAGCAAGGCAGGAAAGUAAGUUCUUAGAUUCAAGAAUAGAAACUUCUAUGUUACACAUUUUGUUGGAGAUGGCUUAAUUGGUGUUGCCUACAGAGUUAAUUAAAAUUAACAAGCAUCUUAGCUUUUACAAUAGUCUUGAUGGUAGGUUGUGAGUUGUCCUAUAUGGCAUAAAUACUUAUACAAUGAAUCAAAACUAAAGAAUGUCAUGAAAAUCUCUUACUUCCUGGCUAACAGUAGCAAAAGUGACCUACUGUUACACUGGGGCUUGGCUCUCUGUUAUCAGACCCAUACAGUGACUGCUCUUCUGUUUCUAGGAUAUGUGGACAAUGCCCAGCUCCACCUAUAUUCCUGUAUGUAUGAUGGAUAUUUUUUUUUUUUAAGAAAACCUGGGGGCAGCUAGGUGGU